Molecule: messenger RNA, 867 nt
Organism: Aureococcus anophagefferens
Lineage: Eukaryota; Pelagophyceae; Pelagomonadales; Pelagomonadaceae
Exons: 3
Biological process (GO): protein dephosphorylation
Cellular component (GO): cytosol; nucleus
Molecular function (GO): protein serine/threonine phosphatase activity; cation binding
Source: RefSeq, a predicted model, not a curated record
AUGCGCGUCGACGCGGGCAACGGCUAUUUGCUCAACUUCGCGACGAUGACCCAGCGCGGCCACUACCCGUCGGACCCCGACAAGCGGAACCAGGACGCGUACUUUGUAAAGACGGACUGGCUCGGCCAGGGCACGCACCUCUUCGCCGUCUUCGACGGCCACGGCCCCCACGGCACGGAGUGCGCGGAGUUCGCGCGGGACAACGUGCCCGCGCUGCUCCAGCAGUCGCUGAAGAUCAACGGCACCGCCGACGAGGCCGCGGUCCGCGAGUCCUUCCGGGACGCGCACGUCGUCACGAACGAGCGCCUGUCGACGUCGGGCAUCGACGACAUGUACAGCGGCACGACGGCGAUAUCUGUCUUCUGCGACCGGGGCACGCUCUACGUGAGCAACGUGGGCGAUUCGCGGACGAUGCUCGGCACGGCGACAGAGGACGGCGGCGUCGGCUGCGAGGCGCUGAGCUUCGACCACACGCCCUACCGGUCCGACGAGCGCGAGCGCGUCAAGCAGCAGGGGGCCCGGGUCCUGAGCUUCGACCAGGUCGACGACGUCGGCGACCCGCCGCGCGUCUGGGACGACUCGCUGGAGACGCCGGGCACGGCGUUCACGCGGUCCAUCGGCGACUCCGUCGCCGAGACCUUGGGCAUCUUCGCGGAGCCCGAGGUCUUCACGCACGACCUCAAGCCCUCGGACCGCGUGAUCAUCGUCGCGUCCGACGGCGUCUUCGAGUUCCUGACCAUGAAGCAGUGCGUCGAGAUCGCCAUGCUCUACGACGACCCGGAGCAGGCCGCGCGCGCGCUCGUCGGCGAGGCCUACAAGAUGUGGAUCACGCGCGAGCUCCGGUCCGACGACAUCACCAUCGUCGUC